This is a messenger RNA of Guillardia theta CCMP2712, 378 nucleotides long. RefSeq lists its product as hypothetical. The record is from RefSeq and is a predicted model, not a curated record. Lineage: Eukaryota; Cryptophyceae; Pyrenomonadales; Geminigeraceae. The transcript has 3 exons. The annotation marks the transcript as partial.
AGGCUUCACCCUGGUGACGAAUUGAAAAGCUGCUUGGGGGAGCUAUGCUCGGGCAGAAGCAUGUUCGUGCUAUCUUGUGUCGGAUCAGUCUCAUGCGCAACGAUUCGCUGUGCAAACUACUUGAAGUCGGGCUCAAGCACAACCAAUGAUAUCAAGGUUCUGAAGCAAAAGUUCGAAAUUGUGAGCCUGGUUGGCUCAAUUUGCGAUGAUGGGAUGCAUCUGCAUAUUUCAUUAGCAGACAAAGAUGGGCACGUGCUUGGAGGCCAUCUCAUGAAUGCUACCAUAUUCACCACCGCAGAAAUCCUGCUGGGAGAGCUUGAAAGUACCAAACUGUCAAGAAUUCACGAUCAGCGAACGGGCUAUCCAGAGUUGGUUGUG